Procambarus clarkii (red swamp crayfish) is the source of this 948-nucleotide messenger RNA. The record is from RefSeq and is a predicted model, not a curated record. Lineage: Eukaryota; Metazoa; Arthropoda; Malacostraca; Decapoda; Cambaridae.
AUGGAUAAUGCCUUCCUCAAGGAAGAGGAACCAUGUGGGAAGAAGAGGCUACAACAACCACGGGACCCCAACCUCUCCCAGGGCUACAACGACCGGACCCCCAACCUCUCCCAGGGCUACAACGACCGGACCCCCAACCUCUCCCAGGGCUACAACGACGGGACCCCCAACCUCUCCCAGGGCUACAACGACGGGACCCCCAACCUCUCCCUGGGCUACAACGACCGGACCCCCAACCUCUCCCAGGGCUACAACAACCACGGGACCCCAACCUCUCCCAGGGCUACAACGACGGGACCCCCAACCUCUCCCAGGGCUACAACGACGGGACCCCCAACCUCUCCCAGGGCUACAACGACGGGACCCCAACCUCUCCCAGGGCUACAACAACCACGGAACCCCAACCUCUCCCAGGGCUACAACGACGGGACCCCCAACCUCUCCCAGGGCUACAACGACGGGACCCCCAACCUCUCCCAGGGCUACAACGACGGGACCCCAACCUCUCCCAGGGCUACAACAACCACGGGACCCCAACCUCUCCCAGGGCUACAACGACGGGACCCCAACCUCUCCCAGGGCUACAACGACGGGACCCCCAACCUCUCCCAGGGCUACAACGACGGGACCCCAACCUCUCCCAGGGCUACAACGACGGGACCCCAACCUCUCCCAGGGCUACAACGACGGGACCCCAACCUCUCCCAGGGCUGCAACAAUAGAGCCUGGCUAAUUUACCUCAUCAAAGACUCUAUAUUAAUUAAUCAACUGAAAAACGAGAGCUGCCGUUGUGGGGUUUUACGUCAAGAGCGCGAAAUAUAUUACAACAUGAGGAGCUACAAGAGCCAGACAAGAGCUGUGGUUGAGAGUCUAAUUACACUCUCAGAUGUCCAUUACAACCACUGUGUAAAUGGACCACCAAUGUUGACAGACAGACGCCUCUUGUGA